CUAGGUAGGAAGAACGCCAAAGCGUUCCGGACAUAGUUUGCCGCAGUGAUACUCAAAUAGAGUUGAACAAUACAUUAUAAACAUAUUUUUGUAUGAAGCUCAAAGGAGAAACACUUGUCACAUAAUAAAACAGUUAGUGCACUUUGUGUGUGAUAUUUUCGGGUACAUUUAAAUAAUUUAAAUAAUGAAAAAAGAACUGUUAUUGUGCCUAGGAAUUACAAUAGUUUUUCUGACGCAGACAUCUUGGACGUAUAUCGAGCCAGAUGAUGUCAUGAUUGAAUUGAUGUCCGAGGUGAAGAAUAUCUCGCAAUGGUGCGAACUCAUGGGCAUGCCGGACUGUGAACAAGUUAUUGAAGACGCUGUACCGACUGACGAAGAGAAGGAGUUAGUAUCGGGAUACGAAUCACCUCAAGUCGCAUUAUUCGAUGCCUGUAAUCCCCGGGAACAAACUAUAGCCUUACCAAAACAUCCAGAUCCUGACAUCACAGUUUGGCCUCCGUGUACACGUGCUUUAAGAUGCGGGGGAUGUUGCACGAGUGACGUGUUCUCGUGUGAACCAACGGCUAUAUCGGAAAGAUUUGUGAAGGUUUUCGACACACGGUUACCGUAUCCUGGGGCACACAGGUUUAAAUUUCUGGGUGUACGAAUUGUAAAAAUCAUUGAACACAUGCAUUGUGACGCACAGUGUAAAACGAAGGAGCACGAGUGUCAUAGAUUUCAGAAGUAUGACUCGAGACGAUGCCGGUGUCUUUGCCGCUCUGAGAGACUUAAGUUGAUGAAGACUUGUUCAGCUGAUCAAAUAUGGGACGAGAAUGAAUGCGACUGUAUCUGUCCAAAUAGAAAUACACUAAAAUGCCCGGACCCGUCCUAUUUUAAUUCUGUUACUUGCAAAAUUACAUUGAAAAUGGGCGUCUCUGGAGAGAUUGACCUCGACAAACUGUUUGAACUCCACCCAGAUAUUCUCUUGAACACGCCAAAUAAUCAGAUCUACGAGGGCAUUGAUACCAAUGUAAAUGGUAUACCUAUUACACAAGAAAAACCUAUUACAGAAGAAAAACCUAUUACAGAGGAAAAACCUAUUACAGGAGAAAAACCUAUUACAGAAGAAAAACCUAUUACAGAAGAAAAAGAAAAACCUGUUACACAAGAAAAAGACGAUGAUGCAGAUGCUGCAGGUAAGGAAGAACAUGAUGAUAGUGACGAGAAUAAGACAACACGAUCGCCUUCAACGACAACGACGAAGACAACAACAACAACAACAACAACACCAAAACCAACACCAAAACCAACACCAAAGCCAACACCAAAACCAACACCAAAACCGACUCCCAAGAGUAAUCCGUGCGCUUCGAAAAGGUGUUUCGGAAAUUGGAUUCCAAAACUCCUUGACAAUGGAAGGUGCCAAUGUUUUCCUGAUAUCAAAAGAUUUCCGGCAGGCAAAAAAUAAGAAAUUCUUCUAUCAAUUUCUUGUCUAUAUUUUGUAUAUUUAUCAUAUUCAUGUAUAUAUUUUGAUAUGAUUCAGAAGUUGUGUGUGUACAUUUAGCGUUAUGUUAUUCUGUUGAAAGACAAGAAAGACAAUGGAGAUAUUUAUCUUAUAUACAUACAUUUUCAUGAGUUUCUGCACUGAACAUUUUGUGUUUUGUAUUAAAAAGUUGUGCAUAGUUUUCUAUUUGAAAGUAUUAAAACAUAUUUGUGCAAAUAACAGACAAGUUUC
Messenger RNA from Ruditapes philippinarum (Manila clam), 1714 nucleotides. RefSeq lists its product as uncharacterized. Gene Ontology annotation, cellular component: membrane. The record is from RefSeq and is a predicted model, not a curated record. Bases 185 to 1447 code for a protein of 420 amino acids. NCBI's taxonomy places the organism in Eukaryota, Metazoa, Mollusca, Bivalvia, Venerida, Veneridae. Gene Ontology annotation, biological process: positive regulation of protein autophosphorylation; positive regulation of cell population proliferation. The transcript has 9 exons. Gene Ontology annotation, molecular function: growth factor receptor binding; growth factor activity.